UAUUCAUUUAAUUUUGCAUUACAGAAGGUCUUUAUUGCGUUUUCUUCAGGAGUAUUUUCCAAGUUUUUUGCGCUUCAAUUUGAAGCUUUUGUGUUAAACUUUCAGUAUUUUGCUGAAAUUUGUAAACAGCUUCGAAAACCUGUAAGCGCUCUCAAUCAGUUUUAUUUAUAUUAGAACUGAAUUUAAGAGCGCAUUGGAAACUCUCUCCAAUUUGCAUUAACCAUAAUAAAUAAGCAUAAAAUGGAAGUAGAAACAUCCACCACAGCCCUUAUGGCACGUGAAAUCUCGAAAGAUGAAGGCGAGAUCCCAUUGGCAAAUGCUCUUACAGAAAAUGUCUCCGACUUUGAAUCGCCUGUACAUUCUUGCGUUGAAUCAAUUGAGCGUAGCGAUAUAGACUUAGACGAUGAAGAUGAAGAUAUUAUGUUCCAGGAGGUAAAAAUGAUUUUGCGUAAGCGUCGCGGUUGGGGACCCGAGGAUUCGCUUAGCACUAAUGAUUUGGAUUUACUGGAGUAUGACGAUGAAUUGGUGGAAGAAGACGAUCCUGGUUGUCCUUUGCCCUCAACCCCCGAGGACACACAACUCAUUGAGGCUGAGAUGACCGAAGUGCUGAAGGCUGGCGUUUUAUCGGAUGAAAUUGACUUGGGAGCAUUAGCUCAUAACGCUGCCGAACAGGCAGAGGAAUUCGUUCGAAAGGUUUGGGAGGCUAGUUGGAUGGUGUGCCAUUACAAGAACUUGCCCAAAUGGCUGCAAGAUAAUGACUUUCUACAUCGCGGUCAUCGUCCACCACUGCCGUCGUUCAGUGCCUGCUUCAAGUCCAUUUUUCGUGUGCACACCGAAACCGGAAAUAUUUGGACACAUUUGCUAGGAUGUGUGGCUUUUAUUGGUGUGGCACUAUACUUCUUAUCACGUCCUUCAGUUGAAAUACAAAUACAAGAGAAAAUCAUAUUUGGCGCUUUCUUUGCCGGUGCCAUCAUUUGUUUGGGUUUCUCAUUCGCUUUUCACACGCUCAGCUGUCAUUCGGUAGAGAUUGGAAGACUGUUCUCAAAGCUAGACUAUUGUGGAAUUGCACUACUCAUUAUGGGUUCAUUUGUACCCUGGUUGUAUUACGGAUUCUAUUGCCAUUAUCAGCCUAAAGUGAUCUACUUAUCAGUGGUAUGCGUUCUGGGUUCGCUAUCGAUCAUCGUCUCGCUGUGGGACAAAUUCUCAGAGCCGGGCUUGCGUCCACUUCGUGCCGGCGUAUUCAUGAGCUUUGGACUUUCCGGUAUAAUACCUGCCAUACAUUACAGCCUGAUGGAGGGUUGGUUCAGCAAAAUCAGUCAAGCUAGCUUGGGUUGGCUUAUACUGAUGGGCCUUCUUUACAUACUUGGUGCACUACUGUACGCAUUGCGCGUGCCGGAAAGGUGGUUCCCAGGAAAAUUUGAUAUUUGGUUCCAAUCGCAUCAACUGUUUCACAUACUCGUUAUAGCGGCUGCAUUUGUACACUACCAUGGUAUAUCUGAGAUGGCAAUGUACCGUGUAACGGUCGGCGAAUGCACUGUACCUCACGAACCAAUUACUUUUUAAACGAACAGGCAGUACAAACAUUUGGUUUAUUAUGCUAAGCAGUUGUUUUGAAAAUUAUAAAAUUUCUUGUGAUUCUUAGCUGGAGUUAACUAAUUGCAAAGAGAAUGAAUGAGAGUUUAUGAGUAAAAAUGCGAAGAAGUCGAAAGUUGUAAAAUUAUAUAAUCAUUAGUACCAUUCAGAAUUUACAUUAAUUAUAAUUUAAAAAAAAAAUUUAAAUAUGGCGGGAUAAAAAUAGAAAAAUAAAUAUAAACAUAAUUAUUGCACGUUUUCAUAUCUAUUGGGACAAAAAAAAAAUAAAAUAAAAUAAAAUUAGUGAUGAGUCCAUUUAUUAAUGAAAAAAUCAGAAAAAGUAAACAAUGCAAAACAGCUUAUUGUUAUCGGCUUUAGAGUUAUUAAAUAUGAAAUUGAAGCAGUGUUAUUUUCUAACACUUUCAUACAUACGUAGUUCACAUACAUACUUAUCAUAUACAAUAUAAACACAUAUUCAUGUAUACAUACAUAUAUUCACAAUCAAAUAGACAUUAGAACAAAUCGAAUGUAUUAUAAAUGUACACAUUCAGAUAAGCGAAUCGAAAUACUUGACUCUCUACAACAACAACAGCAACAACUUGAGCAGCAAUAAAUACAUCAAAUUAAA
Messenger RNA from Ceratitis capitata (Mediterranean fruit fly), 2200 nucleotides. RefSeq names its product adiponectin receptor protein (gene AdipoR). Gene Ontology annotation, biological process: adiponectin-activated signaling pathway. The transcript is spliced from 7 exons. The record is from RefSeq and is a predicted model, not a curated record. Gene Ontology annotation, molecular function: signaling receptor activity. Gene Ontology annotation, cellular component: plasma membrane. Bases 241 to 1563 code for a protein of 440 amino acids. NCBI's taxonomy places the organism in Eukaryota, Metazoa, Arthropoda, Insecta, Diptera, Tephritidae.